Messenger RNA from Caenorhabditis briggsae, 1977 nucleotides. It is a transcript of the gene Cbr-twk-5, whose product is annotated as Protein CBR-TWK-5. Lineage: Eukaryota; Metazoa; Nematoda; Chromadorea; Rhabditida; Rhabditidae. The transcript is spliced from 11 exons. The record is from RefSeq and is a predicted model, not a curated record. The coding region runs from base 1 to 1977 and encodes 658 amino acids. Gene Ontology annotation, biological process: microtubule cytoskeleton organization; potassium ion transmembrane transport; protein phosphorylation. Gene Ontology annotation, molecular function: ATP binding; potassium channel activity; protein serine/threonine kinase activity. Gene Ontology annotation, cellular component: membrane; cytoplasm.
AUGCAGAAACUCCUCGCACGGAUUGCUCCGCAAGCAAUUAUCGUGUUCACUCUUACCGCCUUCAUGAUUAUUGGAGCAGUAGUGUUUCGAAAGAUUGACCCAGUUCUUGCUGAACAAUCAUUCUACGAAGUUAUCUUCUUCGAGUUCAUCACCAUUUCCACGAUUGGAUACGGUAACCAGUAUCCACAAACCACAAAAUCGAGAAUUUUCUCCAUUUUCUUCUCUAUUAUCGGAAUCCCACUUCUUGUUGUAACUCUUGGAAAUUUCGGAAAAUACUUAACCAAAUUCUAUUGGAAAGCAAAAGGAUGUUUAAGCUCGCAAAAGACAGACAGUGAGCUGGUCAACGAUAAAGAUAUGCCUGGUUUCGUUAUUGCAUUACUGUACUUCUUGACAUUUGCAAUCGGAUUUCUCUUUAUCCCACAUUCAGGAGAAGCCUAUUCCAUUGAUGAUUGUUAUUUUAGCUUCAUCAGUUUCGCUGCCGUCGGUUUUGGAGACAAAGUUCCAGAAAUUGACACAUUUGAGAGAUUCAGUAAAGUUACAACGUAUCUUUUGUGGGGAACAAUUCUGAAUAUCAUUCUGAUCAGCUACAUGAACAGUUGGUUCAAUACGGCUACAUCUCAAAUGAAUUCCAGAAAAAAUUUCAGAUCUUCGCUCGCCAGCCAUAUCGUGGACGUGAUUGAUUCUAGUUUUAUAAUUGUGCCUUUUUCACCCCACCCUGUGCAUUUGUUCACUUGCAACCUUUUUUCGUUUUUCAAAAAUUGUAUUUCUGAUUCACCAAAAUUUCACUGGUUCCCCAUUUUCUUUUUUUUCCCGAAAUUGCAAAUCCACGCCGACCCAAAGCACGUGCCAAAAUGGGAUUGCUCGGUGGAAAUUUCCUGUUCUGGCAUACACGUAAAUCCCGGUCAAAUACAAACGAUUUAUCAUCAUCUCACUUCUUCGUCGUUCGCAUCAGAAUUCAAUUCCAUAUCCAGAGUUCAACUGAUCAUUUCUCAUCCAACGAUGACGAGUCAAGAAACACGAGGAACAUGGUCUUCUCGAGAGCCAUCUUCUCAACCAAUGCAAUCCGUUGGCUCAAUGUACACUCGUCACUCGGCAAUGUCCACUUCUAGACAUCCUGGCACCCAACCGAAAACUUCGUAUAUGCCACCCAGAAGCACUCCACAUCCAUCGUCUUCUCUUCGCAAAAGACCUGAUGGGGUAGUUGAAGACUUAGAAUGGUCAGAAUUUUUAUUUUUCCAAUUCAGGCUAAACGUUACGUCAUCGAAGACUUCCGUCAAGCAUUCGAACGAAAAGUUCGCCGUCAAGGCAAUCGAUGUUCUGGAGUUGACUUCUGAUGUGAAGAAUAAGUUUUUGCCUCGUGAGAUCAGUUGCUGGCGUAAGCUCAAAAAUCCGUAUUUGGUCAGUCUUCAUGCUCAAUACGAGGCUCAGAAUAUGAUUUUCUUGACUAUGGAAUACGGUAGUCAGGGAGACUUGCUUCGCUAUGUCCAGGAUAAUGGAGGGAUUGAUGAACGCAGGGCUGGUCAAUUCAUGUCUCAACUAAUGCGUGGAUUACAGUACAUGCAUUCUAAACAAAUUGCUCACCGUGAUAUUAAACUCGAGAACAUCAUUCUCUUCGACAACUGCGUCAAACUCUCCGAUUUCGGAUUCGUUCGUCAGGUCGACAAUCAGACGUUGUCACUGACAUUCUGUGGAUCCAAAUCCUACUCGGCACCUGAAUUGCUUCGUGGCAUUGGCUACAAUCCAUUCUUGUCGGAUGUCUGGUCCCUUGGUGUUGUUGGAUUCGUGAUGGUCACCAACCGUAUGCCGUUUGAUGAGAAGAAACCGAACAACGUUAUUGUCGAACUACAAAGAAAUCGUCAAUACGUGAUACCAGACUCUAAAAAUUCCAAAAACAAAACCCGGAAUCCGGAAUGUAAAUCUCGCAGAAUCCGGAAUAGGGAAUCCAGACAAAAAUAUAUUUCACUGAUUCCGAAAUAA